Messenger RNA from Schistosoma haematobium, 13470 nucleotides. RefSeq names its product Phosphatidylinositol 5-phosphate 4-kinase type-2 alpha. The coding region runs from base 108 to 728 and encodes 206 amino acids. Gene Ontology annotation, molecular function: phosphatidylinositol kinase activity. The transcript has 5 exons. Lineage: Eukaryota; Metazoa; Platyhelminthes; Trematoda; Strigeidida; Schistosomatidae. Gene Ontology annotation, biological process: phosphatidylinositol metabolic process. The record is from RefSeq and is a predicted model, not a curated record.
UUUCGCUGUUGUACGAACGCUUGAAAAAUCAAGGUCAGACUAUCCUGCUAUCAAAAAUCUGUUUAAAUCAUUAAGUUGUCGUUCCAAACGUUUGUCAUCUUUGAACAAUGGCCACCGUGUCUAAACACAAGAAAGUGAGGAUCAUGAAACAGAAGUUGAAACUUUUUCGAGCCAAUGAACCAUUAAAAAGUGUACUGAUGUGGGGCAUAAAUUAUUCGUUUUCCGCUCUAAAUCAUGUGAAGCAACGUGCACUGUUAUUGAAAGACGAUUUCAAAGCAUAUAUGAAAGUGAAGGUUAAUAACCACCAUUUUAACAAGGAGAAUAUGCCUAGUAGAUUCAAGUUUAAGGAGUACUGCCCAAUGGUGUUCAAGUCAUUACGAGAUCGAUUUGGAGUUGACAAGAUGGACUAUUGGGACUCUUUCACCAGACACCAACCAUUGUGGGAUAGUACGCGUGGAAAAUCUGGAUCAAAAUUUCUAGUCACGUAUAACCGACAAUUUGUAGCCAAAACAAUCAGUUCAGAAGAAGUUGAACAAAUGCAUCAAAUGUUAGAAGAAUAUUAUUCUUACAUUGUCAAAGGACACGGCCAAACACUGCUUCCUCAAUUUCUUGGACUUUAUCGACUUACAGUGAAUGAUCAGGAGUCGUAUAUAUUAGUAAUGAGGAAUGUGUUCAGCCCAAGACUUGCGAUUCACAAGAAAUAUGAUUUGAAGGUAACGAUCUGUUGAUUAUUAGUUAGUUGUGGUUGAUUUUGUGUGUAUGAAUUUUUUUAAGUGUGAAUGAGUAAGUUUGACAUAGUGACUUUUGAGGAUGGAUGUAUGACUUUGUGUAGUUUACUCCAAUAGGUGCAGAGUUAUUUGUCUUUGUGUGCUUUCCACAUUUUCACCUGUAGAAUAUUCUGUAUUCAAGUCAUCAUGUGAAACGUUCUGUAAGUAUUCAUUCCUUCGUCGCUCAUGGGUCGACUGAAUUGUCGAGUUCCAAGACCAACAUUGACAAUCCUGUGACAGUUUUAAACAAGGAGCAUAAACGUCGUCUACGGAUUAAAAAGCAUUCGUUUCAAAGUACCACAGGUGUAUGUCAUGUUAUUGUAACUUUACACAUGCAUCAACCUACUCACCGUUUGAUUUGUUUCCUGUCUAAUACCCUGAUGGUGUGAAGUGUGUUGCUCUCUUAUGCGUAGCUUUUUAUUGCUACUCACACUGAACUAACCAAAAUCCUUGUGUAUGUGUUCGACUGAUUGCGUUUGUGUUCGUGAUUGGGUGUGUAGCGGAAUAGGAAAGGCAGUUUAGUUGUCAGUGUCUUGUAGAUUCCGAAGUUAUCCCUCACAUACACUUGAGAUUCUUCAGUGUGUUUGAAUUAGUGAAUAACGUAUCAGUUACUGACCACUAACAUUCUUUUUGAGUGAGCGUAUUUAUUUUCCUUGUGAUUGUUACACAGGACAACGAUGAAAUGUUGACACUUCUAACGCUUUAUUUUCUAUUUGUGCACACUUACAACGUUUCAAGAGUGUUUUAUGAUUCUGUUAACGCCUAACAAGUGGUUGUUUCUGUUCGUUUAUUUUAUUCGGUGAGUAUACCAGUCAUACAUAGAGGAGCGAAUAAAUUAAGCAACUAACAGACUAACCAAUGAACUGACUGACUAGACAAUUAAGCUAGAUAGGUUGUAAAUAAGUUAGCAAUUGUCAAGUGAUAAAACAGCAUAAAUCCUGUUAUGUUUUCGGACCCCUGUUUCAUAGUUAAUUAUGUAACUUUAACUUUAUCAUGUAAGUAAUUGAGAACUCUGAGUGUUUGUGUGCCUGUUCACUUAUCACUGGUGAUAAAGUCUGUUGAGUUAAUGAGUAUAAUUUCUAUAUAAUACGAUAUAAAUUUGCGAUAUUACUGAUGAGACAAUAUGUAGGUGGAGAUUGGAGUGUUUUCCAAAUAAAGUGUAGAGCUCAUAGAUGCCAGUUUGAAUAUACGUAAAUCUAGUGACAAGUAUUUUCCAUUAUUUGUAUAUAUUCACAUGUUGAACAAUUAUCAGUCGAUAAAGAACAGGCGUAGAAUAUAAUGAUAAAAUAAUCAUGUUUUUGUGAUGUUCGUUAAACACUAGUUCAAUCAUGAAAUCCUUCAAACUAUGUUUGAAUUCAACUCUGUUGACUUUCAGUGGGACUUUAAAUAAACAAACAAGUGGAGUGGCCAUAGGAUCUUCAGUAUCUUGGAUUGUUGCUAGUUUAUUUAUGUUCCAUAUUUAGUCGGUUACUUUUGCCAUUACUAUCAGACCACGCAUCAGGCUCAGACAUAUAGAUGACACAUUUGUCGUCAUUGAGAAUUCUCCUGAGAAAUUUCUUUGAACUGAUAAAUACGUUCUCAGCAAACAUCAAAUUUACAUUCGAAAAGGAAGAUGAACAUAGCGAAUUACUGUUCUUAGACUGUUUCGUUAAAAGAAAUCCUAGUGGAAAUCUAAAUCUAACUAUAUACAUGAAGGGCAAGAUGGAGGGAAAAGACAACAUAAUCAACAACUUACGAUCUGACAAUUGUCCUAUAAAUACUAUUAAAAACAUAUUAAAACGAAAUUAUCCAUCUAUAAAAGACAGUUUUAAUGGAAGAUUUUUUAUUGGUACUGUGGAUUUGCCUUAUCGCCAAGGUGCGAUUGGAGAAUUACGAAUGAUCUUGAAAACACAGAAUCGAAGCUUUCUAUGAAGAAGAAAAAACAACAACCAAUACUCCACGAAACUCUUAAAUUGGAAUGAAAGAUGAGACCCCGUUUACAUCUAGACAAGAUCGUGUGUACAGAUUGUGUUGUGUUGAUGUGAUGCGUUCUAUAUUGGAGAGUCUUCUUGUUAGAUCUUGACUCUUAUCAAGGAACACCUAAGCCACACAAAAGACAAUAGUGGAAAUUAUAUCGUGGAUAGCAGUACAUGUUAUUUCUAAUAAUCACCAAAUCGGUAUAUUGAAAAUGUCAAGAUAAUGUAGAAAGGUUCUUCCAGCUAGAAAGAAGAGAGCAGUUGAAACACUGCAUAUGAUGCUAAGUCCCUCUUCCCUCAAUAGGAAAAGAGGCUUGACCAUGCAUCCAGCCUGGAAUGUUUCUCCAAACAACCACAUUUAACUCUAUCCAUUUUGCACACCAUCUACACACAUACAGCUGAAAUACUAACUCUACUCCUUCAUAGUACAAAUUACACAUUUUAUAUACCCACCAUCAUACACAUAAAUAAACACAGUGUUGUCUCAUACGGAAUCACCUUGACUAAGUGUGUUGCUGUUUCUAAAUAUUUAACACUUGACACUUCAAACCACUUUUUGGCUGCGAGCCUAGCUGACCAAGUUCUGAAAAGUGAUCACAGUUGUGAAGAUAUUAAACAUUGGUUAAACUUGUGUGCAACGGGUUUUCUGUUUGGCAUUCAACCAUUAGAUCUCAAUUAUAAAUCCUGUCCCACGUUGGCUGUUGUGCUAUCCAGAUGUUAGUUUUACUGUCAUACAGUGAGUUUGACUUAGAGACAAACAUACAGGUAGACACGUUGUACUCGUUAUAGGUGCAUUGGACGCAUUGUUGAAACAACUUUCAUAUUUCCAUAUGGUUUGCUUAUUUGAAUAUUCUGGCAAACAGUCACAGAUGCGUUUUAAAUGAAGACCUAUCAAUAGUAUUUUCACACGGUCACCUUCCUUGUGUAGAUAAUUCUGCUUUUGGUGAAAACUUUGAAGUAAUAAUUAGUUUUGAGAUAGUGGAGAUUUGUAGCUCAGGUGGAUUGUUUUGGUGGAGUUUUGUCCUCUGAAAUUUGUGCUGAUGAUGUCGUUGAGAAGAACGAUGAAAGCUCCACGACCAAACCAUCCAGCUCAGAGAACAAAACUCCAUCAACAUAAUUAGUUGGAUUCGUAUGUAACUUCUCAUGAACGUAGGUGCUAACUACUGUUUUUGUCUCUGUAGUUGUUAUAGCCCAAAGCCGCCAAUCAGAGGCAGCGAAUUAUCGAUCGGAUCAAGGAUGCGUAAAACACGCGCGAGCAGCCUAGAGUUCUGAUUGUUCAUACUUUCCGCCUAGCCCAGCCAGUUAAGUCCAGAACGCCAAUCUCAGCCUCUGCAAUAUGAAUCAUGUAUUUCAAACAUACUCUGUUUAUAUACCGGUCAAGCAGACCACAUCGUACGAUAAAAAUAUACGUAUAGUAGUAUUGGUCCACAAAUAGAUCCCAAAAAACUACCACUCAUUAUUCUUUUCGGGACACAACAGUAGUGGUAAUCAUUCACCUGUCUCGACUAUUGUUUUUGGACUGUACUCAUCAUCUAACGUGUGUCGUUUUGCCUAGUGUUGCCCAAAAACUUGUUGAGUUAGUCGUCCAUACACUGUAUCCUUAUCCUCGUAAUUAGGGCUCAGCUGUGGAUCGUGAAGCCAACGAAAAGGAGAAGGUGAGCUCACAUCAUUUUCUUUCUCUUCGUCAUUAUCAUCGUUGUGUUCAUGAUCUUUUUCACUGUGAUAUCAGUCAAUUUCCGUGUUUGCAUGGAAUGUGUUUGUGCAUUUGUUUUCAGUGUGUUAGGCAGAUUUGUGAUUGCUUGCUUUCUCUGUUGUUAUGUGGUUGUCAGCACGAGACAUCUGAGACACAUGUCUACGCGUUGUAGUUGAAUGUUUGCUGUGAUAAACUUCUAGACAUGGUGUCAUGAAAACACUUUGUUUUUAUCUAUUCUACCCGGUAAGUAUAGUGUGCACAUAGUUGUGGUGGUGGUUGGCUUGGUCAAUAUGCUACGCUACCAAGGAUCAUAUCUUAUGGAUUUCAAGUAUUAAAUAAUACUUGGACAACUUGUUUAUGAGUAUUAGUGGGUAAAUUUGUAUUAUGGUAAUUACCACAGGAAAUAAUGUUUUCUUAAGUGUUGAGGGUGUCUCAUUCGCUUGGCUCUAUAAACCUAACCACACAACUACUUACUCACACUGCAUCCAAAAGCCGAUCAGAAACACUGUUUAGACGUGAGCAAACUAUAUAUAUAAUGACGAAUACACAGACUAGGAAAUGUGUAUAUUGCAGUACGGAUGUUUCUGUCUGACUGUCUAUUAUCAUUAACUAAUUGACAUUCACCUUCUCCAAUACGAUGUAAUUGUACAAUUCGAAAUUAUUCAUUAUCAGAUUAUAUUGUUAAAUGUAUGUGGAAAUAUGUUUCUUGGCAUGUGACAUUACUUUGCAUGUUAUAGGUCUUGAAGUUUUAUUCAGCAAGAAAAUAGCUUAUGAUGUCGGAGCCUGUGUCUGACAGAGUGUAGUACUGUACAAUGAAGAGAUUGUACGUGAUUCCUAUUUGCAGAUUGCUCGAAGUCUACUGACUGAAUAUUUGGUUAAAAAUUGUUCGGGGUGUUGUUAUCAAUAGCUUUUCUAUUAUCACGUGUCAUUCUCGGGACUGAAUGUAAGGUAGUCAUUUUCUGAACUAAAAUUGACCUUAUAGAAGACGAGGUUUUAUCUAUAGGCUGCAUGGUUUUGUGGAUUAUUUCUAAGAUGAAGACAUUGAGCAAUGAAAUGAUGAUGCAAGAUGUCUACGGUCUGUUGCGUAGUUAGUCUUUAGUGUUUGCUGUAUAGUCGGUACAUUCUAGAAUUAUUGAUUGCGUAGUACUAGGUCUUAUUCAUAUUGACCAAUGACAAUUGAAUGUGUAAUAACUAAAAUUAGUAUGAUGUGAAAUGAGUUUGUACAGAUAGAAUAUUUUCUAUGAAUGUGUUUAUAUGCAUGUGUGGCUUUGUUAAGGACAUAAAACAUUCCUUCGAAUUGUUACAGAGUUUAAAAUUCAUAAUGUUCUAUAAUUGUUGCAUGGUUAGUGUCAUAAGUCCACAUACAAGUAUAGAUUUAUGCGUAGGAAAUAAAAGUCAGAACUAAAAGAGAACCACUGAUGAUUAAUGGGAAUUCAUCUGAUUGAUUACAUCCAUGUUUCAGUAAGACACUAUGGUCACGCAUCUUGAGUAUUACCUAAGGGUACUGUCCGACUGUCGAGAAUGCAGUGGGUUUAGUUGGAAGAUGGCAUUAUCUUGUGGACUAGUAAGCCAGAUAUUUAGUCGGUACAGUUCAGAUUCGGUAGACACAGUCAUGGUCGAUUGAAAAACUAACGAGUGGUGAAGUGUAGGUGAGGAAAAGAUGGUUAGUAUAAGAAUUUUCCUACUCAGAUUUAUAGUGAUAUAAACGGGAUCAUGUUAACGUAGUCGUGUGAGCUCUUACUAGACCGUCUGUUUAGAGGCUCAAACCAACCACUAAUUUCCUAUUUACACGAAAGUGAAAUACAGAAUCGCGUCGAUGUCUGUUAUGAAGCAAAGACAAUUUGUUCAAUGAUGACUCGUUAGCCAUAAACACUAUCUGUUAUCUAAGGUUGUUGUGUGUGGCUACUGUCUGAUGAUUUUGCCACUCAUUCAACUGAUCGAUUACAUUUCUUGUUACUCUUAGAUAAAUUCAGUUGAUCCAGUUGUAUAAAAUGGGUGACAAAUAGUUUCAAUUUAUGAUUGGCAGUAAUUAUCAUCGCUAUCAUCAUGUUAGCUUGUAGUAGUAGUAGUAGUAGUCUUAUCUGCCAACUGUUGGUAUUACUGCCACAAUGGUCAUAAGUACAUUGAAUUUAUUUAUCUCCUACUUACAACAACGAUAUUUGCUGUGCUGCAUUUUCAUUGUACAAAGCUUCGUGUGAAUAUAUGAUUGUUGUGCAUAAUAUCAUGCUUUCACUGUACAUGCCGUAUUGUUGUGUACAUCUUUCUCUGACUAUAGUUAAACAACGUAUUAUGUUGCUGUUGUUGUUGUUGUUGUGUACUUUGUAACAUUUGUGCACCACCUGUUUCCUCCUUAACGCCAUUGUUCCCCUCCUUGUGUCGCUUCAUUUCAAGGUGCUCGUGUGUUUGGAUUUGUGCAUUUAAACAAAAAUAUUAGUAUUGUCUCUCCCCCUGAUUCUUUUAAUAUAUCACCAUUAUGAAUGAUCAUCAUGUGUAUUGGAUUUAAUUUUGUUUUUUUGUUUUUAUUUUUGUGAUACCAAUUAUUUUGUUCAGUGAUUGAGUGUAAACAAAGUAGAAAUGUGCAAAUUACCAGUAAAAUCUAAUAGUUGAAUUUGUAUAAUAAAGCAUAGAAUGUAUCCUGUUUUGGCACCAUUAUUGAAAGUGGUAAAUAUUUUGGUGUGAUGAGCAUCGUGUGAAGGUAGUGAACAGCAGGUUGCGAUGUGUUUUCGAAGAGAGGACAAUUGAGGUGACUGAGUUGUCGUUUGUUGUUGUAGACGACAGAGAGGAAAUGCAGUCUCUUCACUUGAUGUGGAAUUGCGAAUCUUUUCCUCUUAAUCGUUUUGCCGAAAGGAGAGACUUCUUAGCGAUGAUAUUGUGUGUACUUUAUUAUAAUUAUUUAAUGUCAAUCGGUCCUUGUAGAAUCUCGAAUUGGUUUGACUUUGUUGCUCGAAAAACUUGAUACUUAGAAAUGAAUUUGGGCACAUCAUCUGCGUUCGAGUUCAUCACCACCGUGUAGAUGUCAUAUAAGAUAAUGUUAUAAUGUUUCAUCUGAUCAUGUGUGGUUUUAUAUGAAUUGAGGAUAGUUGAUGAGGAUAAUCGACAACUUCUGGAAAGUUAGUAUUGAUACCGACUGAGUAUGUUGACAUCUAUUGAAGACGAGAUGUGUCUUGCUCAGAAGGCUUCUCUACUGUAAGUGUGAAUGUUCCCUGUAGUCAUAUCAGACAUUACUUAGCAUAGUGUUGGAGUUUUCUCAACUUUAAUUGACCGUCGAUAUUUCAGUCUUCAAUAUUUUCACAUAUUGUCAACUAUGAAAGAGUUGUAGUCUGGUUUGACAUGAAUCACUGGGAUGCGUGUGAGUUACCGAUGUUUGCAAGUUGGGUAGUUUUUCAUUAUGAAGUUACGAAAAGUUUUGUUUGAUCGGGAGAGUAAUAAGUGAAGUAGCUACACCAAUCGUUUGUGUGCGUAAUCACAUUGACUACCAAGACUAAAUGAUCGAAGUAAGUGUGAAUCACUCAUACAUUGACUUGUUUCACUUCACUGUGUAUUAAUUGAUCUGUGUUUUUACUAUUUGUAUAGUCGAAGCCCUUGCCAACUCUGAAAGAUGCAGAUUUUCUAACAGAUUUGUGCAAAAUGCAUAUUGGUGAAGAGUCUAAAAAGAAGAUGUUGAGUACUCUGGAAUGUGAUAUACAAGUAGGUGCUUGCUUGCUUGCUUGCUUCACUGAUUGAUUGAUUGGCUGAGUGCAUGAUGCAUGUGUUUUACCAUUAUGUUGUCGGUUUUGUGUAGAUUGACUUUUCAAGUAUGUGACAGAUUUUCGAAGAGGUCUUGCAGUUAUAUUCUGUGUAUACUGCCAGUUGGAAAUGAGUCGUAAUUGUGAAGUGAAUGAAUAGGAACACUGACUGACCGUGUGUUCGUAUUCUGUUGGGAAGUGUGUAGAGUUUGUGAUUGGUAGUGGUGUGACAGUUUCACAUUUAAAUGGUUACUUUCAAUAAGACAAGAUCACAUGUAGUGCUUGUGUACUCUUGAAGUAGUCAUGUCAUCGGUACUUAAGAAAGAAUCGAGAUUUCACAGAUGUAUAGAAUAUGUUUUACUUUGUUCUUGACAAUGAAUUCCACACUUGGAUGCACUUUCCUACAAUCGACUGUGCCAUCUUCAUCACCACUCUAAUCUUCGUCAUAAUCAUAAUCAUAGUUAUUCCCCUCACUUUCAUGUGACUAGUUGAUUUUAUUAUGUUAUAAUUAUGACAUUUUCUUCUUUAGUGUUGUUUGAUGGGAGUUUCCUAUUGAAUAUAUUUACAGUUAUUGUGAUUCGAGAGUACAGUAUGCUGCUUAUCGUUAUGUGUUAUUAUUAAUCCAUAGUAUGGUGAUAUUUGUCGUUUGUAAAACAUUUGGCCGUCAGACAAACCAUUGACUUCGUACAUAACCCUGAGGAGAUUUGCUUAGUAGAUUUCAUAUCACUUAAUGCAGUAGAAGAGGUGAGAAUUUUGUGUCAGUGUAUGCAAAUCUCGUGAGCAUGUUCGUAUUCACUGUGCAUAUUGAUUAUGAUUAUGAGCAGUGGUGAGUGAGUAGUGAAAGCCUAAGAGAUGAAAAAGGCAUCGUCGAUAGGUAACAGUAGAUAACUGUUCAGACUUAUCAAGGAUGUGUGUAUUAAAAAUCCUUCUAUUAGUGUGACUAGGCUGGUAGAAGCUGGGAUUACUAUUGACUCUCAGUGCAGGAGAUUGGAUCGGUUGACGGAACACUUUAGGGAACAGUUCAACUGGCCUUUGUUUUACUUGUGACAAUCACAAAGGAACCGGUUUAACUAAUGUAGUGUCCAAAAUGUUAGCGUUAAUGGUUGUUCGAGGCGUUCGACCAUUAAAGAAUAGAGGGUAUUCUUAGGUUCCUAGCAUUUGGUUGUCGGUGUCUUGGAAGCAUUGCUGGUGUAUUUUGGGAGGACCGAGUAAGUGAUUCUUGUGUUAAGAAUAUGGUAGUAGGUAAAGGUGGAGACCGAACUUUGCGUUAGCUUUCUUCAUCGACUGGGGUGGUUGGGACAUGUGUUACGUGUGUUCAACCACCACCGAUCUCAACGGACGAUAUUGUGUGGUGUAGGAAUAGUAUGGAAGAAAGUUAGAAGUCAAUAAACCUAAACAUGGCAUCAGUCCAUGAAGUUGUUAACAAUUGGACUGAGCCAUGUGAAUUGUGUAGACUAGCUGGUUAGGGUCCGUAUGGUUAUUGUAACGAAUGGUCAUAUACUUUGAAUGAAAUGGCUGGAAAUCGUUUGUGAUGGUCCGGGUGCAUCUACUGUUUGUCUGUUCUUGAAAAUUUGAGCUUUUGAGUUCCUCAUAUCUUUUUUGUGUCUUUUAAUUAUCAAUUAGUUUGCUCUUAUUAUUCUGUUGUUCUUUUUAUUACAUCGGAAGAUGAGAAUGAACCUGACAUUUUAUUUUCUACUCUGUCUUUUUUCGCUUCUUUUCGCUAAUGAAGUGUACACAGUUUCAUCAAUAUGAUUUCAGCGAGACCUUGAAAAGUUCGCUUCUCUGCUUCUUAUUGUUGUGGUUGUUUGUGUUUCCGCAAUUUCUAUGCUGAUCUGUACGCAUCACAUGAAGGAAACAUGUGACGUGGUAACCCUACUAGGAGUACUGUUUUGUUGUAGCACAUGGUGUGAUGUGUUACAACUGUCUACACCUACACUUUCAAUCUUCAUUACUAACGUAUGAAUUAUUGAAUUUGUGAAUAGCACAGAUCUACAUUGUGUUCAGAGUUGUUGUACCGUUGUAAUUUACUUUUAAUGUGAUCUAGAUAUUUGUAUGUCGUAUGCUGCGUCGUGAAACAGUUAAGGUGUCUAGACAUUUUAUUUAGUUCUAAAUCGUGUUUGUUAUACUGCGUAACACUUUCGAUUGCAUUCAUUGAUCAUCUGAGAUUUCACAACCAUUACUAUUAUUACUAUCAUGAAUACCAAUAUGUGUGUUGUCACAAUCUGUGCAGAUAUGUGCAGUGGUUAACAUGUGUUUGAGUAGAGAGGUGUACGAUGCAUCAUAACGGGAGGUAAUCGGAAUCGUCCAAUUAAUAUUAGAAUUGAUUUCAUCCUGAGUGUCUCCUACCAUUUGUGUGUGUGUGUAAUUUGCAUGAGAUCGGUGCAACAUAUUCUGAUACACCUUGUUACACGUGGAUAUCUAGAACGUUGCUAAUAACGGCUGUGCUACGUUGGUUUGCUGUGUUGUAAUGUGAACCUGUUUAAAACUCAACUGAAUAGCAUCUAAAAUGCUAGCGUCAGUAAUUAUCGGGCUCCUAACAAAUACUUGUGAAGUGCAAACACGAGAAAAGCAGAUUGGUUUGAGACCUGGUCGUGGGUGUAUCGACCACAUAUUCACCAUUCGUCGGGUUUUUUAGAACACAAACAUGCUUAUCGGCGUCCGGGAAUGCUGGUCUUUCUUGACUUAAAUCUGGCAUUUGAUUCUGUAGACCGGGAGAUUGUGUGGCAGUGUCUGUCAUUGAAAGACGUACCUCAGUAGUAAAAAACCUUGAGAAAGCUCUUUACUCGAACACUACCAGUCGAGUCAGAGCUUGUGGCAAACUGUUAUCUGACUUCGCAACGUCAAAUGGUGUCCGUCAAGUCUGUCCACUAUCUCCAUUUGUGUCCAACCUUGUCAUAGAGCUACUGAUGGAAAUAACGCUCUCAUGGACUGGAUUUUCGGGCAUUGAUCUCCUACUAAGAGGUCCACUUUUCGACUUAAAAUACACAGAUGACAUAGUCCUGUUUAACGAAGACGCUGAUGAAAUGCAUAGUGUUUUGGUAGCACUGAGUAACAAUGCCUGGAUGUUUAGGAUGUGUUUCUUCUACUUGAGAUGGAAAUUGUUGCUUCUCAGGUCUGACCUGUUUCAACACUUGAACUAAGGAUAGGGAGUGAAGUUGUCGAAAACCUUAAUUAUCUUCAAAGUCUGAUCAGCCCCAAUAUGUUGGUGUCUGACUAAAUCUUUUCACGUAUUGAAGAAGCUUGUUUGGUUUUUACCAGCAUACAUCACCUAUGGAGACGGCCCCGAAAUGCGCUGGUACAACCGAGAGUGGGGAGAAUCCACUCUUCCUCUCGAAACGCUCUCACAUGGCCACGUGCUUACAACCAGAACCAGGGAAGUGCUACACACUGCUUUCUCGUGGUGCGGGUGUUAUUUACGAAGUUGAGAGGACGAAAGGCGAAUGUCCGGCGCCUUAACCUGGUUGGUGGUUAUGAAGGAUCUACCUAGGGAGUUGGAGACUUUACGGUCGUGAAAUAUGACCAUUAAGAAUAGAGGGUAUUCUUAGGUUCCUAGUAUUUGGUUGUAGGCGUCUUGGAAACAUUGCUGGUGUAUUUUGGGAGGACCGAGUAAGUGAUUCCUGUGUUAAGAAUAUGGUAGUAGGUAAAGAUGGAGACCGAACUAUGUGUUCUGAUAAUAAAUUGACAGUAGUUUAUCAUUGAGUUAGUAAUAAACAGUUUUUCCAUAACCUUGUUUUGGUAACUAACUGUGACUUUUGAUUAUUGCUCGAAAUAUUAAUGAGCAACGAUAGUAUUUGAACAGUGAUCAGUGUUGUAUCAUUAGUGCAGUGUAUAUUAUGAAAUGAUAUCUCAGUAACGAGUGUCGAACGACUGACUUGUAUCAUACUGAAUAGGAAUUGGUUGAAUUGGUAAUCAAUGUAUUGAGUGAAUGAAUUGACAUGAUGUGCAUUUGAUCGUUGAUGUCUCCCUCUGGUUUGUGGUGGAAAUUCGACAUGCAUGUAUUGGAUUACUUAGUGAUGCACAAUGUUGUGAUUGUGUUCGUUUGUUUCUUUUUUUUUGCCUCAUGACAGUUCUUACAGGAGAACAAUUUGAUCGACUACAGCCUUCUUAUUGGGGUGCAUAAUCCUGAGAUUGCAUUGGCUAAUUCAAUUGAGGAUGCUGGUGAUGACGGUGAAGGGACUGGUGGUGGUGUGUUGGAGCCUAACAGUCGAGGCUUCGAUGAUAGGAUGGUGUCUGCAGGUGACGGUCUUGGAACACUUAGCUCACAAUGGCAAUGUGGUCGUUUGUCGAUGGCUAGAUCGAGUAUUGUGCUUGGUCUGAGCUCGUCAGCAGCUGCCGAGGCUGCUAGUUGUGGUGUUGGUACUGGGAAUGCGAGCACAGGUGAUGAUGACGAUGAAGAGGAGGACGGGAUCAGUAUACCAGAGAACAAUACACAAGUCCCUACAAGUAUGUGUGAUAUUGUUAUUCUUGUGUUAUUCCAUUUGUUGUUAGAGAGUUCAAUUCGACUGACUACUCUGUCUUAGCAUUAAUUAACAUUAUAAUUGUAAUUGGAUUUCAUCGACUGACUGAUUGUGUGACUGGUUUGUGUUGUUGGAUGCGGAGUUGUGUGAAUAAGGUUGAUGUUGAUCAAGCACAAAUGACAUUGUAUGUUUAUGCGAAUUGUACAGUGAGUUGAUUGCAAACGGUGAAGUUCUCAGCUGAUUUUCCUGAGUGUGUGUGUAUGUGUGUGUUUAGUGUGAUGGGUGCAUGAUUGAAGAAACAAUGCUGCACAUGUGUAUACGUACAUUUGAUGAGAAUUCAUUUUAAGACUGAUUGCAGUGAGAUGUUAUUACUAUUGUGAAGUGGUAAUUGUUUUUUGUUAUUAUAUUAUUAUUUUGGAAUGGGUGUGUGCAUAUCUCUCCUGGUGAAAGAUGUUGUUUGGUAAUGUUUUCCACUGAAUUUGUCUAAUCAUUCCAAAUAGACAAUGCUUAUGAGGUAUUUCCUUCCAACUGAAGUGGAAUGACUCGGUGGUUCUCUCACCUUCCAUCCUGUCAGUGUGCGUGUGUAGUUGUGCAUGUAUGAUGACCUGGAUGUGUUGUGCGUUGAUGUAUUAUUCGUGCGGUAAUUUGUAUCUUGUUCUACUUUUGAUGAUUUCAAGUGGCCUUGAUGUCAACCUAAGUGUAUCCAGUGCGUACAACGAUGCCUGACAUUGGAAGAAAGGUACGUAGAAAGGUAGAUUGAUAGAUAGAUUAGAUAGAAUUAGAUUAUAUUAGAUUAGACUAGAUAGAUAGAUAGAUAGAUAGAUAGAUAGAUAGAUAGAUAGAUAGAUAGAUAGAUAGAUAGAUAGAUAGAUA